Messenger RNA from Macadamia integrifolia, 657 nucleotides. RefSeq names its product histone H3.2. The transcript has a single exon. The record is from RefSeq and is a predicted model, not a curated record. Bases 96 to 506 code for a protein of 136 amino acids. Gene Ontology annotation, molecular function: protein heterodimerization activity; DNA binding; structural constituent of chromatin. Lineage: Eukaryota; Viridiplantae; Streptophyta; Magnoliopsida; Proteales; Proteaceae. Gene Ontology annotation, cellular component: nucleosome.
CUUCUUCAUCGGUUCUUCAAUCUCUCUCGAUUCUCGAUCCUCUAAAUCGUUUAAGCCAAAGCUUUUUCUCUGUAACCCAUUUGAACCUUUUGGAGAUGGCGAGAACUAAGCAAACGGCAAGGAAGUCCACCGGCGGUAAGGCUCCAAGGAAGCAGCUUGCUACUAAAGCUGCCCGGAAAUCUGCUCCGGCUACUGGAGGAGUUAAGAAGCCCCACAGGUUCAGGCCAGGAACCGUGGCGCUUAGGGAGAUCAGGAAGUACCAGAAGAGUACGGAGCUCUUGAUCCGAAAGCUCCCAUUUCAGAGACUGGUUCGUGAGAUCGCACAGGACUUCAAGACUGAUCUUAGGUUUCAAAGCAGCGCCGUUUCGGCCUUGCAAGAGGCAGCUGAGGCAUAUCUGGUUGGAUUGUUUGAGGACACGAAUCUCUGUGCCAUUCAUGCUAAGAGGGUUACCAUCAUGCCCAAGGAUAUUCAGUUGGCUCGAAGGAUCAGGGGAGAGAGGGCUUAGGGCUUGAUAUACUGUUCAUAUUGUUCAGUUUCUGUGUUUUAACUCCUAGUGCUGAUCGUAUGGAGAGAAGUUAUUCUGUCUUCUUUUUGUUGUUAAUGGUGGAAUCUACUGUAUUAAAUCUGUGAAAUUAAUCAGUGUUUUGUUUGCUAAA